UCUGAAAACAAACUGAUAGUGUUCUUAUCAGAGACAAAGUACGUAAAAGCGACAGCGAAGAAAAAAUAAAAGUGAUACGAGCAUUUAUAUUAGCUUCAGUGAAGUUGUAAUAAAAACAUCGCGCUAAAUUUAUAUGAGUUUUACGGGAAAAAUGCAGCUCGGACUUCUAUUGGCAACGUUCGUCUUAUGCCCCGCCGGAAUUUCGAGCCAAUGGGGCACAACAAUCGCCCCGGAUCCAGGGUGUCCCCCACCAUCAGAAAUCACUCCUUGCGAAUGCCGCUACAAUCAGUGGGACGACGAGCACACUUUCUAUUGCCGCGACGAAAUUUCAGACACCAGACUCCGGGAAAUCUUCUCAACCGCCUCAUUUCCGGUCACAACCAUGGCCGCCUUUGUGGCGGAAUAUUGCACACUUUCUUCACUUCCAGUUGGCGUAUUCGGGUCCAUGAAAUUCGAGUCCAUCACCGUGGAUAUUUGCUCGCUGAGUUCCAUUGAUCCAGACGUUCUUAGGGACCAAGCUGACGUAUUGACCGGACUCGUGUUGAAUUACAACGCCUUGACGGAUUUCCCGUUCGAUGUUCCUUUGCCCAAGUUGGAGGCAUUGCAUUUGAAGGCCAAUAGUUUGACGUCGUUGCCGGGGCUCAACUAUCCAAGUCUGCUCUUUGCAGACUUUGAACUGAAUCAGAUCAGUCAAAUAAGUGAUAACCUCCUUCAAGGAACACCGAACAUGGAAAGACUUUACCUGCAAUCAAAUAGCCUUGGCUCUUUGCCGACGGGACUAACGAAGGGCCUGCCGUACUUGGAAGAAAUUUCGUUGCACCACAAUUCCUUAAGCACGAUUUCACCCGGGACAUUCGAUCUUACUGACAGCACGAGUUCAAGAAUCAGCGUCGACUUGCACUCAAACUAUAUCGCCGAUUUACCAGCAGGAGCGUUUUCCUUCCCAGGAACCAGUUGCCCGAAGGUUUUCUUGGACAUGAACGAGAUUUCAGAACUAUCCGCUGCAGCUUUCGAACCAAUUACUGCUCAAAUGGUGUCGAAUGGUUGUCCGGGAUUAUUCGUAUCAGGAAAUCCAUUGGAUUGUGACUGUUCUUCACUGUCGUGGCUCUUGGAAAACGCGGAUUACAAGAAUGCUUUUGUCGACGGAUACUCUGUUCACUGCAAUAACCUGGCUCUUCCUGAUUGGACCGAUCAGUUGCUCGGCUGCUAAGAAAACAUGACACUGCAAGGAAAUAAAUCCAAUCGCAAAUUCGCCUGUUCGUA
This is a messenger RNA of Notodromas monacha, 1263 nucleotides long. The record is from the annotation of a GenBank genome assembly. NCBI's taxonomy places the organism in Eukaryota, Metazoa, Arthropoda, Ostracoda, Podocopida, Cyprididae.